AUGAAGGCCAAGAGCAACGUCAGCAAGUACGUAGGUCUUCAAAAGAAUGUUCGAAAUCGGCCGGAGCUGAUGAGAGAGUUGGUUGAGGCUGGGACCACUGAACUCCCACUGCCUCCCAAUACGCCGCUGGAAGAGAAGAUAAGUUUCCCUGCUCUGGCCACAUUCACGCAGUGCAAGACGAUCAAUUGCAGUCAAGAAAUGAUAGAAGCCUUGGAUCCAGAUGAUAAAGAACAAGAAAAUUCUACUCUGAAGGCAGCUGCGGAGCAAACCCCUCCUCGCAGGAUUUCCGAUGAGAAGCCCAACUACUUAAGUCCAUAUGUGAGCGUCUCGCGCGGUAAAGUCAACUCUCGCUGUGAUCGUGAGAAGCGAAACAGCAUGUAUUUGCCCGGUGAGGAGUAUCCUGUUGCCAAUCGGCGGGCCCUCGAGUCGGUGCUCUACUUUCGCAUACAGCUGGAGAAUGAGAUUCGACGACUGCGAGAUAUCUGCAGCGAGUGGGAAGCCUAUAGCAAGGAGAAUGAGGCGCAUCUGGUUGAGACGGGCGGCAUAGAUAUGAUCAAUGUGGCCAUUGGACAGACAAAUUUGCUCUCUACCAAGAAAUUGAUGCAGUUCAGCGGUCUGAUUGACCGUUGCGAGGCGGGAGCUACGGGCAAGAACCAUCGACCCUACGAUGGCAGCGAGGAGACGAAACCCGUCCAGGCAGAGGAUCUGGAAGGGUGGUGGGACAUGCUGCGACUCCAGAGUGAGAAUGUUGACAAGCGCUUUGAUAACUUGAAGCGAUGGAAACAGAACAAUUGGCAGGACCCCGAUGCAGUUGAGGAAUCGAAAAUACCAGCCAAGCCUGUGGCCAAACCAAAGUCUAAGCUGGGCAACAAUUUAAACGCUAAGCCCAAGGUCAAGGCCAGCAGUAACUUGAUGCAAUUACUCCGCAAGGCCCAUGCUGAAAUGAAAAAGGCUAAGGCGGAUGUGGUAUCAGCGGACGAUGCCCCGCAAACUCCAUCUCGCAGCAGCACUCAGCGUGUGAUCGUAGUACGCGACCGUCGGUCCUUCUCUCCUGCUCGCACCGUCCUGCGCAUGUCUGGACGCCAGUCGAUUCAGAAAAAACCAGGGACCAGCAAGCGUGAAAGUCGUGGAGUUAUUUUCAGUACAAAGAAAAAUGUACGGCACUUCAAAUUCACCUACGAAGAAGGCACUAUUAGCGAUGAUGAGCCCUUUGGCGGCGAUAAGCUAGAGGAUUGCGAGGAGGACAUGUCGAUCGAAGCUUCAGGGGAAACACGUUCCUAUCUGAUCAAUGUGGCACAGUGCUACGAUCAAAAUUCCGAUCAUCCUUAA
This is a messenger RNA of Drosophila miranda, 1329 nucleotides long. Its product is annotated as guanylate kinase-associated protein mars-like. Gene Ontology annotation, biological process: chromosome segregation; regulation of mitotic cell cycle; signaling. Gene Ontology annotation, cellular component: nucleus; cytoplasm; spindle pole centrosome. Lineage: Eukaryota; Metazoa; Arthropoda; Insecta; Diptera; Drosophilidae. The transcript has 4 exons. The coding region runs from base 1 to 1329 and encodes 442 amino acids. The record is from RefSeq and is a predicted model, not a curated record. Gene Ontology annotation, molecular function: microtubule binding.